UCUUUCACAGACAUCUUACAGAUUGUGGCUAUUUUGUUUUACCACUGUACAUAUGCCUUCCUGUAUGAUUUCUGUCAUUUCCGUGACAAAAUCUUAAACUGCCAAUCUGUGCAAGAGGGGCUAAUAAAAGCAGGUAUUUAUUUUACUGAGUUAUUAAUGAAGUGGUGUAGGCCUCAAGCGUCUCUCCUGGUUGUCAUGGUAGCUCAGGCUGCGAGCCUCCAGAAAACAUAAAAGAACAGUAAGUGCAAGACCACACAUUCCACCCUGUCUUGUUGAUUAACCAGGCUGUCAAAUGAAAGCAAAGCACCAGUACUGUCGCUGAUAAAAUCUGCAAAGUGAAGAGCAACACUGCCAAACUACUCAACAGACAAGAAGCAAUCUAAACACCUGAAGCAAGAAAUGGAGGUAAAAGAGAUCAAUAUAACUGCAAAUGAAGAUACAGGCCAAUAAAAGCCUCAAUGUAGGACCAGCAUGGAUAGCUGGCUUGGAAAGAGCCAGAAAAGGUGAGAAAACAUUUCCAAAAGUAACUCUUCUUGCAUCUUCAAGAUAUAAGAGUACUGCUUGUAUGGAAGAACUCUGCUCAAGCAUAGCGAGUCAAGUCAAACGUGAAGUGGUGCUGGUUUUGGAGGCAUGAUAUGAACAAAGCAAAGGUAAGGUUGCAGUCAUCAGAUCUGCUGAUUUAAUGAAGUGAAGUUCUUGUGGCUAAGAACACUGUAAUAAUGAUGGCAGUAUUAGCCCAUGGACACCAUCUCUUUUUGGUUGGCUUCUUAGGCUUCUGUCUGGAUAGUUUUGUACAAGGCCAAAAGAAUAAUACUCUUAUUUUCACCAAGGAAAGCACGAUUCGUAACUGCACAUGUCCUGAUGAUAUUAGUGACAAUGACUGCGAUUACAGUCUGGCAAAUCUGAUCUGCAACUGCAAGACUGUUUUGCCCUAUACAAUAGACAAAAGCUACUACAAUAAUCUGACAAUUUGGUUCACGGAAACAUCCAUGUUGAGAAUGCUGUUGAACUUUACAGCUGUGUAUGACCUGAAGCUCUCACUAUGUGGCACGAUUCCGCUGUCAGCAAAAUAUCUGACCAUUUGGGGACUGCGAAGACUACAGAUAAAAAGUGAGAUCAAUGGCCAGAUACGAGAACAAAGCUUAACUAUCUACAGCAGCCACGACAAUGAAGCACAAGGCAAAUUAAAGAUGCCAUGCAGAGACAGAAACAUGAUCACAUACAUUGCUGUUUUAGACACCUCUCUCUUCAAUGGCUACUCUCCACUAAAAUCAUACAGUGUGGAAAACAUCUCCAACAUUACAGACCACUUUCCACAUCUGCCAUAUUUGGACACGUUCUUCACCACAAAUAACAAAAGCUGUAUUAUAACAUUCAUAUACUGACACAGUAUGCUUGGCCGUUUCUAUAGAGCAGCCAUAGGCCGUUGCCAGAAAUACAAUCUUGUAGAAACAGAGCUCCUGGCAUUCCUUUAGAAGAUGGAAUCCCCAAGGGAUGCACUCACUUUGGGGCAACCAUGCCAAUGAUGGGAGGGGCCAUGCCAGCCAUGCAAAAACAAUCAGGGUAUGAAGUACGGCCAGUGAAGGGCAUGGCCUGAGAAGAGCUUUGAGGGCUAGAAAUUGGCUCUCCAUUCCCCACCUUUGCUUCAAACCACACACACAAAUACAAAUGUAGAAUGAAACCGAAUAAGCACUGGCUCUAUAUUUUCUAUUUGAGUAAACAAUGGGGGAGUUGAUUUUCAUUCAGAGCUCCUCUGUUAGCUGUCUGCAACCUGCUAUGUUCAAAACAUAGGCUACCUGACUACUUGACUCUUUGGUCCUAUCUCAAACAACAAAAUUGUUUGCAGAGCUCAAUAGAUUCAACACUAACUCCCAAUCAUUAUUCACCAUGAAGUAUGCCCUUAAAAUAUGCUGUGCUUAAAGUGCCCAAGCGUUACUCUGAACUGGGUCCAUAGGAUCAGGUAUCCUAGGAUAUUGCUUGGCAAAUAUGGAUUGAUUUUACCAACAUUUUAAGUUGGAAAAUAAUGCCAUAACAUAUAAUUAAAAGCAGCUACAUUAAAACAAGCACCUAACCAACUUGUAGAUGUUCAGUGACAGAGGGGAAAAUAUGUCAAGUUAUAAGGGGAGUUGGAAUAAUUCAGGAAGUUGUGAUGAGUUUGCUUGACUAAUCUUCUUUCAGUUGAAAGAAAUAACUGGUACAAAUCCUGAAAACAGGAGGCUUCAAAAUAUAACUCAUGCAGUAGUUGGACUAUUCAUACGUCCUGAAAUGCAUAAUUCCACUAUGAUAAAAAUAUAAUAAACCAGCUUCCUGGAUGGAAAAAAAAUUGAUGGGACAAAUUAGCUCUCUACUUCAUGCUACAGACCCAUCAAAUAUGAGCUAGAGAUCUAACCAUGUAUAGGACUCAGCUCUUAAGUUGAACACUAAUUCAGAUUGAGGAAAAUCUUUUAAAUGUCCAAAACGCAUGAAGCAGUGCC
This is a messenger RNA of Podarcis raffonei (Aeolian wall lizard), 2474 nucleotides long. It is a transcript of the gene EPCIP, whose product is annotated as chromosome 4 C21orf62 homolog. The record is from RefSeq and is a predicted model, not a curated record. NCBI's taxonomy places the organism in Eukaryota, Metazoa, Chordata, Lepidosauria, Squamata, Lacertidae. The coding region runs from base 720 to 1385 and encodes 221 amino acids. The transcript is spliced from 4 exons.